AUGUCUGCUGACCAGGCGGACCCCGCGCCCACCGCGGCUCCCACCAAAUCUCUCGGGAUGCGCAAGAACGGCAAGCAAUGGCACGAACCAAAGAAGGCGUUUCGACCCAACUCGGGUCUGACCCCGUACGAGAAGAGAGCGAAGCAGAGGGUGGAGAUGGCGGCGGUCAAGGCCAAGGAAAAGGAGAUGAAGGACGAGAAGGAAGCUGAACGUCAGAGGAAGAUCCAAGCAAUCAAGGAUAAGCGGGCGGCCAAGGAAGAAAAGGAGCGGUACGAGACGCUCCAGGCAAAGAUGCACAAGAAGAGGGUGGAGAGGCUGAAGAGGAGGGAGAAGAGGAACAAGAUGCUCAACUCGUAA
Messenger RNA from Parascedosporium putredinis, 357 nucleotides. Lineage: Eukaryota; Fungi; Ascomycota; Sordariomycetes; Microascales; Microascaceae. The record is from the annotation of a GenBank genome assembly.